GUGUAGCCAGUUGCCAGGCCCCUGGGGCUCCUGAACUUCAGAAAUAAACACACCUAACUAAGAUUUCCAUGGGUGGGGCCCAAAGGCUUGAGGGGGGCAGGCGGAGGCCGGAAGUGGGUGGUGGAUAUAUGAGCGCCAGCAGGGAGGUGGGAGCACAUGCUGCGACGCUGAAGGAGGCUGAGGCCAGCAGUGAGCACUCGGCCAGUGCAGGUGGGAGGAGGCAGGGAAGGCACCCCUCUCGUGGCACAGCAUCCAGGAAGCAUGAGAGGCCUCCAUCUGGUCCUGCUGGCGGUGCUGCUGUGCUCAGACCGCGCCCUGAGCCUACAGUGCUACCUCUGUGCUGGGGCCCAGACGGCCGCACAGUGCCUGGUUAUGACCUGUGGACAGGGACAGAACGUCUGCUUUAAGGGCGACGUGAUCACCACCUGGCCAGAUGGACGGAAGGUCAGCAUGAAGACUGGGGGUUGUGCCCCUUCCUGUGAGGCGGUUUCCAAAGAGACUGAGGCACUACGUGUGUCAGGCCCACAGCCAGGUGCAGGGCACAACACAUUACAGCCCCUGGGUCCACUGCUCCCCAAGUCUGAAGUGCAGGACAUGUCUUGCUGUGAGAAGGACCUCUGUAACGGGGUGUCCCGGGCAGGGCGCAGCCUCUGGGCCCUCGCUGGGGGGCUCCUGCUCAGUCUGGGGCCAGCCAUGCUCUGGUCCCUGCUGUGAGGACCUGCCUUGGGCACAGAAAAGGGUGAGGGCAGCCGUGUCCACGCAGCACCCACGGGGGCCCCACGGCAAGCUGGCUGUCCCACCCACACUGGCCCACUCAGACCUGGGAGUCCUCGGCCAAAGGGCUGAGCUGCCCUCCUCCCAGUGCAGGGGCCCGGAGAAAGGGCGGCCGCCCCCUGCACGGACCCGGCUGUGCCCACAAGCCUGUCUGCUUUGCCAGCACCGUCCGUUCACCUCUGCCCCAAGAGGCAGGGGCCACCUGCUGGGCAGGGGCCCCUGGGAGAGUCGCCCCACAGCCCCUCCUGCAGUUCCCCAGUGUGCCCCCCGCAAACAGAUAAUAAACUUGGCAGCACCGGC
Molecule: messenger RNA, 1074 nt
Organism: Phyllostomus hastatus (greater spear-nosed bat)
Lineage: Eukaryota; Metazoa; Chordata; Mammalia; Chiroptera; Phyllostomidae
Product: lymphocyte antigen 6H-like
Exons: 4
Coding region: 262-714 (150 amino acids)
Biological process (GO): acetylcholine receptor signaling pathway
Cellular component (GO): plasma membrane
Molecular function (GO): acetylcholine receptor binding; acetylcholine receptor inhibitor activity
Source: RefSeq, a predicted model, not a curated record